AUGGAGACAUCAAGAAUCUUCAUCAAGGGGUUGCCGACCUCCCUCACAGAGGCUGAGGCGCGAAAGCACUUCUCCGCAGGUAACCGCGACAUCACCGACAUCAAGCUGAUCCCGCAACGCCGAAUUGGCUACAUCGGCUACAAGAGCGCCGAGGAUGCAGCGAAAGCUGUCAAAUAUUUCAACAAGUCAUUUGUUCGCAUGUCUAGGAUCUCUGUCGAACCAGCAAAAGCUAUCUCAGACCCGACCCUGAACAGACAACGCCAGGGAAACUUUCGCUCCGCCAUCUCUCCAGUAAAGAGGAGACCUGACGGUGAAGUCGCUGGCGCUGAUGAGCCCUCUGUCUCAAAGAAGAGGAAGAUUGAUGCGCCGUCAAGCCAAUCAUCCGACCCCAAACUACGCGAGUACCUGCGAGUCAUUGGAAAAUCGAGGGAGGAAGUACUCGCGGACACGCUGGACAGCAGCAGCAACAUCCAUGUCACCGCUGAUGGCGAGACAUUGCCUGGUGCCGUGCCCCAGGCUGCUAUCCCAGAGGGCGAUAGUGACGGCGAGUACGAGCAGAUCCCGACGGAGAAGGCGAGGAUGAAGCCAAACAAGCCGGCUGAGACUGUCAGCAAGGCUGCUACCCCCUCAUCUUCAGUGGCGAGGCCGCCCCAGACAGCCGUGGCUGGAGAAGCCCGGCGACAGAUGUCCGCUGCCGCAGCAGGCGGCAAAUUCGGUCACGAUGAUGCCACUGCAGCCGCUUCGACGGAGUCCGAUGAGGGUCAGGAGGUGAAGCAAGACACAGCCAUGACGGUUGAUGAAACGACUGCUCCCUCUGCUCCCGCUCCUGCCGCCACCGAUGACGACUGGCUGCGCUCACGGACAAACCGUCUUCUGGACCUCAUGGAUCCUGACGACAUCGUUCCCCAGCCUGCUUCUGGCAACGCCGACGCCCAGACUUCUCAGCCACCUCCAAGGUCUGGUGGCGACGGCGAGUCAUCCGAGGACAAGGUUGGACGGGAGACCGUUGACACCAGUGGCGACAAUGCCCCUGGUGCGAUCAACCAAGGGGCGCAGCUGGGAGAGCCGACUGGGCAUACCACCGUAGAUGCCAUACGGCAAACUUCUCGGCUCUUUGUUCGGAACCUCCCAUUUGGAGCGACUGAAGAUGAGAUUAGAGAGUCCUUCGGGAAAUUUGGCACUAUCGAAGAGGUGCAUAUACCCGUUAGUAGAACGGGGGCCAGCAAGGGAUUUGCCAUGAUCCUCUUCGCGGACGCCUCUAGGGCUGUGGAAGCAUUCCAGUCCAUGGAUGGUACAACAUUUCAAGGGCGAAUAUUGCACAUCAUUCCUGGCAGCGCAAAGCGAGACUCGGGACUGGACGAAUUUGAACUGUCCAAGCUGCCCUUGAAGAAGCAGAACCUGAUUCGGAAAAGACAGGAGGCGGCGUCCAGCACGUUCAACUGGAAUUCUCUCUUCAUGAACCAGGAUGCUGUCAACGCCUCUGUUGCUAGCAGGCUGGGUGUCUCAAAGUCGGAGCUGCUGGACCCGACGUCGGCAGACGCAGCGGUAAGACAAGCAGUGGCCGAGACCACGGUCAUCCAAGAAACCAAGGCCUACUUUGUAUCCAACGGCGUGGAUCUCGAGGCGUUCAGGACCAACAAGCGUGGGGACACGGCGAUCCUUGUCAAGAACUUCCCGUACGGUACGUCCAUGGAUGAGAUCAGGACGCUCUUUGAGCAGGCGGGCGGGCCGGUCCUGCGGGUGCUCAUGCCGCCGAGCGGUACGAUUGCCAUUGUGCAGUUCGCGCAGGCCAAUGACGCCAAGUCAGCAUUCGGGAAGCUAGCGUAUCGCCGCAUCAAGGACAGCGUGCUGUUCUUGGAGAAGGCUCCCAAGGACUUGCUCAAAGACGGCAGCGGUGGUGUGGUACCGAGCCAAUCGCGCACCGGCGGGUACGGGUCAGCGACGGGGGCCCAGAAGUUAGACGUCGACGAUUUACUGUCGAGCGCCGAUAGGGCGGAUGAGGUGGUAGACACGACAUCUCUGUUCGUGCGCAAUCUAAACUUUGACACGUCGACGGACAGACUGGCAGAGGCAUUCUCGUCGCUGGACGGAUUCGUCUCUGCCAGGGUCAAGACCAAGAACGAUGCCAAGAAGCCCGGGAAGACGCUGAGCAUGGGCUUCGGCUUUGUCGAAUUCCGCACCAAGGCCCAGGCGCACGAGGCUCUCAAGAUGAUGGACGGCCACGUCCUGGACGGACACACGCUGGCCGUCAAGGCAUCGCACAGGGGGCUGGAUGCCGCAGAGGAGAGGCGUCGGGAGGACAAGGCCAAGCGGGCGGCCGGGCAGAGGACGAAGCUCGUCAUCAAGAACCUGCCGUUCCAGACGACCAAGAAUGACAUCCGGACACUGUUCGGCACGUACGGGCAGCUAAGGUCAGUCCGCGUUCCAAAGAAGGCAGACCAUACCGCAAGGGGAUUCGCGUUUGCCGACUUCGUCACGCCUCGCGAGGCAGAGAACGCGCUAAACUCACUGCGGGAUACCCACAUUUUGGGGCGGAAACUGGUGAUCGACUUUGCGGAGGCAGAGGCAGCGGAUGCCGAGGAAGAGAUUGAGAAGAUGCAGCGCAAGGUGGGCGGGCAGGCCAAUAAAAUGGCUCUGCAGAAGCUGACUGGAGGGGGGAGACAAAAGGUGACGAUUGGUGAUGAGGAGGAAGGAGAGGAGGGUCUCUAG
This is a messenger RNA of Geosmithia morbida, 2709 nucleotides long. RefSeq names its product multiple RNA-binding domain-containing protein 1. Gene Ontology annotation, molecular function: mRNA binding. The record is from RefSeq and is a predicted model, not a curated record. Gene Ontology annotation, cellular component: ribonucleoprotein complex; nucleus; cytoplasm. The transcript has 3 exons. Bases 1 to 2709 code for a protein of 902 amino acids. Lineage: Eukaryota; Fungi; Ascomycota; Sordariomycetes; Hypocreales; Bionectriaceae.